This is a messenger RNA of Ziziphus jujuba (common jujube), 2314 nucleotides long. RefSeq lists its product as uncharacterized. The record is from RefSeq and is a predicted model, not a curated record. The transcript is spliced from 4 exons. Lineage: Eukaryota; Viridiplantae; Streptophyta; Magnoliopsida; Rosales; Rhamnaceae. Bases 262 to 1692 code for a protein of 476 amino acids.
GUUUCCUUUCCCAUAAAUUCCAUUGUUGUCGUAGUUAUGGUAUGGGUGUUACUACAGUCGGUGCUGAGAUGGCAAACUCAUCGAGUUUCCUUUUACUGCGAGAAAAGCAUCCCAAUACCCAGUUACCCUCUUCUAUCUCUCUCUUUCUCCAAAACCCUAAUCUUCUUUUUCCAUUACGAAAACUUCCUCUUUGGACUCUGCAAUUUAUUCCAAGUUGAUUAGGUACCUCUUACUCAGGUUGAUAGUAUAUUGGAGCAAUUCAUGGCAGGUAAUGGCCUGCCAUCUGUGGGUCGUGUGAAGUUAACUGAUCUAGUACCUGCUGAAGGCCUACCGUCCGAUUCUUACAAAUUAUCAGUUUCAACUUUAUCGCAAUCACUGGCCCAGUACUCUGCUGCAAUCAUUCAGUUUCCUGCAAGUGAUGGAGCUCUUUUGAGAGCUGGUUUAGACUCUGCUCGCCUCUACUUCCAUCAAAAAGCACCAUACCCACCUGCAGAUUUGAUUAAUACCAAUGAUCCCCGUGAGUGGUGCAAGACUUCUGGUUACUAUGCAGAUACUCAACAGUGGCAAGAAACCUAUGAUUAUAGACCUGGCCUCACUCCUUCAGAGCUCAAUAAUACGAUAGAAUUUCCUCCGGCUGGUUUGCCAGAUAUAUUUGCUCUCCUUGGGAAGGCAGCUAGGGAUAUUCUAGAUGCUGUCAGCUACUAUUUGAACUUGCGCAGCUCACCCUUCUCUGACAUACUUGAUAAUGUUCCCCUGAGAACUCGGGAAAUAUCAUCUUCUGUACUAUCUGCCUGCUGUCAUGCAAGACCAUCAUUUCAGGGAGCCCAACACCAUAAUUUUGCAACCCAAGAGGAUGGGCAGUUGAUAAUGUUUUCUGACCAUGAGCAUCAAGUUGACAAAAGCUUGAUAUCUCUUGUUAAGUCGGAUAAAGCUGGUCUACACAUAAAAGACUUCCAGGGUCGGUGGGUUCUUGUGGAUGGAGAUCUUGGUCCCCAAGAAGCAAUUGUCUACCCUGGACUUGCACUCUAUCAGGCAACUGCAGGAUAUGUCACCCCAGCACUGCAUAGAACAGAGAUAGGCAAUCUGCAGAAUAACUUGUUUGGGCGAUGCUCUCUGUCUUUCAAACUCAUGCCCAAAUCUAUGACUAGUCUCACUUGUUCAGAGAUGAGAGCUGCUGGUCAUGGGGUGGAAGCUCAAUUCCAGCUUCCAGUUCCAGUUGAGGACUUUAUGCAGAAAUCCCAUCCAACUGAUCAACUCUUUAACCGGCAGAAUUUCCAAACUUUCAAUUUCCAAGCAACCCAAGAUGGAUCUGUAAAAUCUUCAAUGAGGAGGAGAAAGAAUGAUUCAAGGUCCAAACCUCUGCCACCUUCAAAGAGAUUACGGCUUGAGGCUCAGAGAGUACUAAAGGAAAGAGUUCAGGACAUUGCAGACAAGGAGGGAAUCAAGCUGAGGUUCUGCAACCUGAAGGAAUGUGAGAAUCAUGUUCAUACUCUUGAUAGUCCCUGUGCGAGUAUAAGAAUGAAGAUAGGGUGGCCAUCUGGAGUGCCAUUUGUUCAUCCCCAUGAUCUACCCAAUAAGGCAAAGCUUGGCUUUCUUGAAGCAUAUGAACCUGGAUGGACGGCAACUCAUGAUAUGGAGUUAAGUCUAACUGAACCUGGACAGACCAGUCAACACUCGGCUAAUUGUAAUUGAACCAAUCUCCUUGAUUUCCAAUAUGGCCAUCCUGAUCAGUUUCUAUCGACAUUGGUGUUUUCAGGAAUCAUGCUCAAUGAUUUACAGCUUCUUGUUACUAGAUAAGAUUCUGAAUGCUCUCACUGAAGACCUGGUUAUGACCCUUCAGCUAUUUUACGCAUAUUUUUUGUUAGAAAUUGGUUACAUAAAUGAAACAUAGGGUCCAUAAUCCAGUGUUAGGUUAUUUGUGAAUAUAAAAAGUUUCUGUAAAAAUAAACUCAUCUUUGACAGGUCUUGAGGGUACCCGAUAUAUAUAAUUUUUCAAGUACCCUCUUGAGAAGAGUAUUGUGAGGAUCAGAGAAAUGAAGUCUGCAUUAGAGAUUCAAAAGGGCGACAAAAGUUCAAGCCCUGAAGGUGAAAACAAAGGGAGACAAAAGUUCAAGCCCUAAAGGUGAAAACAAAGUCUUGAGCAACCUUUUUCCUUACAAACUGCCUACCUGCUGCACUAUUGCAUUACAGAGGAUUGUCUCCGUUUUCUUGAAAAGUACAAUAGAUGUAUGUAUAUAACCAUUGGGUUAUAAAAUAAUCAAUUGUACUUUGUAAUUGAAAGUCCUGAAGCAUAUACAUUUGCAAUUUUUCUUCU